AUGCCACUCCGAUCACGGUGGUGCGCGUUUCGCUCGUGGACCAGAACGCCAUCUGCUCCAGUCUUACCGGUCUUACCGGUCUUACCAUUCACGGCGCGCAUUUCGGCCGGCCGGACUGCAAAGUUUGCUUCCAAGGGGUCAUCUGACCAUCAAGACCCUCACGACCUCGAGCUAGCGAGGACGUGGCUGAAAGCCUUCGAGUCGGGCGUCACGUCCAUUCCCCGCCAGGUCGGCCAGGUCUCGUUCAGCCGUUCAAGCGGCCCUGGUGGUCAGAACGUGAAUAAAGUCAAUUCCAAAGCUACUUUAAAAGUGCCACUGGCCACGCUAUUCCCUUUGGUGCCGCGUCUGUUACAUUCUCCAUUGCGCGCCUCCCGCUACGCUACCGACCGUUCCCAGGCGUUGGUCAUUCAAUCGGACGAGUCCCGGCAGCAGGCCACCAACGUGGAUCUCUGUUACGAAAAGCUUAAUCGGCUGCUGGUCAGCUCGGCUAAAGAGAUCAUUCCAGGUGAAACCUCCCAGGAACAGCGAGAUCGCGUGAGCAAAUUACAGCGCGCCCAAAAUGAGGCCCGACUCAAGUCCAAAAAGUUUCAUAGCAGCAAAAAAAGCACCCGGCGGGGAAACAGCUACGAUGAUUGA
Molecule: messenger RNA, 636 nt
Organism: Penicillium daleae
Lineage: Eukaryota; Fungi; Ascomycota; Eurotiomycetes; Eurotiales; Aspergillaceae
Product: peptidyl-tRNA hydrolase domain protein
Exons: 3
Coding region: 1-636 (211 amino acids)
Biological process (GO): mitochondrial translational termination
Cellular component (GO): mitochondrial large ribosomal subunit
Molecular function (GO): translation release factor activity
Source: RefSeq, a predicted model, not a curated record